AACAAUCCUAAUAAGUGUUAUAAUUUUUCUUUCUCUGUGUCGUUCAAGAUCAAUCUACCACUAUGUCUCUUCUUCUUAUUUGUCUUCUCAUAUGUUUUUCUUUGCAUGCAUGCAACGCUCGCUACAUAGGCCUCAGUGCCAAGGAAACUCGGACACAAGACUUCACCAAGGAUGUGCUUAGAGUGAAUCUUUAUGAGACUUCAGUUUCAUCAGAAAUGAACUCUCCAAUUCCAGAGGAAUUUCAGGCACAACGAGAAGAAGUUGGUGAGAUAGACAGGAGGAGGAGGAUCCCUGAAAAUUCACUUGGUGCAACAACUAAGCCGAAGAAUGUAGAGACCCUUCCUAAGGAAGAAGAAGGCACAAAAAAAAAGCCUUCAGGUGCAGGACAUAAGCUUAUCGUAUCUUCUCAAAGAAAUUUGCAACAGACUGCUAAAAUAGAGGGUUUGAAGAAGCAAGCGCGUAGUUACAAUAAAAAAGCUUUAGAAUCCGGCGAAAAUGACAUUGUGGAGGAUGUGGUGGUCAUGGAUUAUGCACAGCCCCAUCGGAAACCACCUAUCCACAAUGAAAAACCCUAGAAUCAAUAUUUUCUUACUUGUAAUAUCUUGUUUUAUUACGUUAUCCUACCCCCUCAAGUUCUUUUUAUGAGAUGUUUCCUUAGAAGGCAUACGAUAAGGUAAAGAAAACAGUUGGUUUCAAGAUCAGUUAUCGCCUAGCUAGUUAUUAUUGUCGGUAAUAGUACGAAUGGGGACCCUAAACCAACACUAGAGAUUUCACGAUAAUAUCUCUACGUGUUGGUUCUUUUGCUUUAGAAAAGUUCGUAAAUUGUCUUGUUAUUACACAAGAGAGUUGGCCGUAUAGGAAGAUGGACGAUAGCCCCCAUUCGCUGUAUUGAAGCAUACAUAUUAAUGAGAGUGAAUAAAGGGGAACACUUAGACGUUGAUGUUUGC
This is a messenger RNA of Manihot esculenta (cassava), 947 nucleotides long. RefSeq lists its product as uncharacterized. Lineage: Eukaryota; Viridiplantae; Streptophyta; Magnoliopsida; Malpighiales; Euphorbiaceae. The record is from RefSeq and is a predicted model, not a curated record. The transcript has 4 exons. The coding region runs from base 63 to 575 and encodes 170 amino acids.